Molecule: messenger RNA, 1016 nt
Organism: Myripristis murdjan (pinecone soldierfish)
Lineage: Eukaryota; Metazoa; Chordata; Actinopteri; Holocentriformes; Holocentridae
Product: organic solute transporter subunit alpha-like
Exons: 8
Coding region: 4-999 (331 amino acids)
Source: RefSeq, a predicted model, not a curated record
GCCAUGGAGGAAGCACUCAACCACACCGUUGAUCCAGCUUGUUUACAGGAACCCCCGCUGGCUGUGGAGGUGAUAAAAGAGCUUGAUGCGUAUGGGAUCUGCCUGUACGCCAUGCUCACCUUCAUGUCCUCCCUCUCUCUGCUGCUGUACCUGGAGCAGUGCGUCUAUGUGUACAGAAAACUGCCCUAUCCCAAGAAGACAACCAUUAUUUGGAUCAACGGUGCAGCACCGGUUAUCGCUACAAUGUCUUGUUUCGGGAUGUGGAUUCCUCGAGCAGUCAUGUUCACAGACAUGACCUCGAACUGUUAUUUUGCAGUGGUCGUGUAUAAAGUCUUGGUGCUGAUGAUAGAGGAGCUCGGGGGCAGCAAAGCUUUUCUGCAGCGAUAUUCUGGUGAGCCGUUCAAAAUCAGCACCGGGCCCUGCUGCUGCUGCUGCCGCCCCUGCUUACCCCUCGUGCCCAUGUCACGGCGAAUGCUGUUCUUGAUGAAGCUGGGCACUCUUCAGUAUGCGAUCUUAAAGACAGUGCUCUCAGUCCUCUCCAUCAUAUUGUGGACCAACGGAAAUUUUGAUCUCUCCGAUCUAGAAAUCACUGGUGCAGCUAUUUGGAUCAAUCCGUUCAUUGGCGUUCUCACCAUCACCUCCCUCUGGCCGGUUGCCAUCAUGUUCAUGCACACCUGCAGCAGACUGCGCAGCCUCAAGAUGAUACCCAAGUACGCCAUGUACCAAAUUGUGCUCAUAUUGAGUCAGCUUCAGACAUCGAUCAUUAACAUCUUGGCCUUGGAUGGAACCAUCGCCUGCGCCCCUCCCUUCUCUUCCACCGCUCGAGCAUCAAUGUUAAGUCAGCAGCUGAUGAUCUUGGAGAUGUUCCUCAUCACUCUGUUCACUCGGUUUUUGUACCGUCGCACAUACGACCCCCUUCCAGACGACACCCCCGAGGAACACGAUUACCAGGAUGUUAAACAUUUCCAGCAGGCCGAGCUGGUGGAGCACGACGUCUAGGGCCACAGACAGGAAAA